Mastomys coucha (southern multimammate mouse) is the source of this 822-nucleotide messenger RNA. It is a transcript of the gene Tafa4, whose product is annotated as TAFA chemokine like family member 4. Gene Ontology annotation, biological process: phagocytosis; macrophage chemotaxis. The record is from RefSeq and is a predicted model, not a curated record. Gene Ontology annotation, molecular function: receptor ligand activity. Lineage: Eukaryota; Metazoa; Chordata; Mammalia; Rodentia; Muridae. Bases 247 to 666 code for a protein of 139 amino acids. The transcript has 6 exons.
AGUGGCCAGCAGGAGAGGCGCGGCUCAGAUGGAUGUCUUGUUAACUAAGCGAGAUUCUGCCUUGCUAGAUUCAUGUGAAAAUGCUUCGGAAGGAGACCGUAGCAGACAGGCCUUCCAAACCCAAGUAGUUUUGGGGAGCUGCAGAGAUGGUUGGUCCCAGCUAUAAAGCGGCAUUCACAGUCACUCUCCAGGAUCUUCUUGAGUAACAGUGUUUGACUGGAACCACAUACUGUGAACUCUCCAAGGAUGAGAGUCUGUGCUAAGUGGGUGCUGCUGUCACACUGGCUGGUUCUGGCCUACGUGUUAAUGGUCUGCUGUAAGCUGAUGUCCGCCUCAAGCCAGCACCUCCGGGGACAUGCAGGUCACCACCUGAUCAAGCAAGGUACUUGUGAGGUCGUUGCCGUGCACCGCUGCUGCAAUAAGAACCGCAUAGAGGAGCGCUCUCAGACAGUCAAAUGUUCCUGUUUCCCAGGCCAGGUGGCUGGCACAACUCGGGCACAGCCUUCUUGUGUUGAAGCUUCCAUUGUGACUGAGAAGUGGUGGUGCCACAUGGAUCCUUGCUUGGAAGGAGAGGACUGUAAAGUGCUUCCAGACUCCUCGGGUUGGUCCUGUAGCAGUGGUAAUAAAGUCAAAACCACAAAGGUUAGAGAAAAUCUGCAGCGUUAACUCUCCCAUACCCCACCAUUCCCCGUGGGCCACUCCCAAUAAACUCCCAAUCACCUAAGCCUACUUUACUCGCUAAGCGAAUUCUGCUUCUUGCUUCUGACUCCUUUCAAAUGUUCCCAUAAGUAUCUUCUAAAUAAAAAAUAUUGAAGUCUCCUA